Molecule: messenger RNA, 1013 nt
Organism: Caenorhabditis angaria
Lineage: Eukaryota; Metazoa; Nematoda; Chromadorea; Rhabditida; Rhabditidae
Source: the annotation of a GenBank genome assembly
AUGGCGGAUGAUACAGCGACUUCAAUUUCAUUAUUAGAUCUUAGAGAUAAAAAUCCAGAAAAAGAAUUCAAUGGUUUCAAAGAUUUGGUCAAUUUUGAAGCAUGUAUUUUAUCAGUCUCUACUUUUGGAAUUUUGGGUAAGCUAUUCAAUAUCUAACAUGUUCGAAACUAACAAAAAUAUGUUUCUAGGAAUAAUCUCAGCCUCGUUGCCCCUCACAUUCUCAUCAUUUUUUGUAUUUCUCGUUAUUUUGUGUUGUUUUACUUGGUGUCGAGUGCAUGGUGCAAGACUAACUCGUAGAGAACAUGUAUUUUUUGAUGUUCGAAAUUUACUUGAAAUCGCGCCAAACUUUGAAUAUGAAUCAUAUAAAAUGUCUGAUGAUUGUAUGACACCUGGAGAAGGUUUUCCACAAAUGGAAAAUCCUGGACCACAAACAAUUUGGGAAGCAUUGUUUGCAGAUGAGAAUAAGAUUCGAAUGAACACAUUUUAUCAUGAACAUUAUGGUCCAGUUUAUCGAAAUGCAACGAAAAAAUAUAAGGAGUAUGAAAUGCAGGUUAUAAUUUUAAUUAUGAGGGGAUUUUUUAAUUGUCCUAGGGUAGAUGAAAAAAUAAGGUUUUUGAGUAAUUUAGAGCUUUCAAGCUACGACAAUCUGAAAUCCUGCGAUAAUUCUCCCAGAUUUUUUAAAAAUCACUUUAAAUGAAUACUGUAGAUUAUUUCUCAUCUGAGCUUCCGAUUUUUGAUUUUUGACCAUUAUAUUGAAAAUCUCAUCUUCUUAUCCACAUCUACAGUAAACAAGUAGUGAUUCUAUAUUUUGAUAAAUCCCCCACAUAUUUUUCCGCUUAUUUUGUUUUUUUUCAAAAUUGUUGUUCACCUGAUCAGUCUACCGGAAAUUGAAAAUCUAAAAGUGCAUUGUUCGAUUAAAUUUUCAGCAAAAAAACGAAUGUCGAACAUCUAUCGAACCAUCUUCAAAUGACAACUCACAACAAAUUAAAACAGCGAGAAAAGAGGAAAAUUGA